UGGCACUUAUCAAAACUCCCCUUGCCGCUUCCCUGUGUUCAGUGCCCGUAAUUGCAAGACAUAAUGUCAGACGCCAAUAGUAUAACCAAUGACGGAUGGUGCUACGGCCAGAUUCAGGCUAAUUCAGAUAUUGCAGGAUGGGGUACAAUUGCAACGUUUGCUGUGAACGCAUCUAUGGGUGUAUUCUUUUCAUCGAAAAUCUGGUUGGCGCAUGUAAAGAACAUAUACAGCCAUGCCAGAAGCGAACAACCUCUAACUACGGGUCUCUCGUCUUCUUCGCAAAGUCUUACACCUUGGGAUGAGCUCUUGCUUUCCAUUGCUGACACCAACCUCGUUUCUGCAUUGGGCGUUGUUGUCUCAUCAUUGGUUAACUUGCUUUCCGAUAUCGAUGCAUAUCCAAACUACCAUCUUUGGAUCGCCUGGAUCUUAGCUGAUCUCGCACUCAUGGGAUUUGGCGCGGCAUCCCAGAUCUAUCGCAAGGUCAGAGAUAACCAGGCGGAAAGAUAUAGAUUGAUCCCAAGAACUGUCCUCGCUUGUGUCACCUGGGCGUUAUGGAUUUACUGGACCUAUCUCAUCCUCACCCGCUUCCAGGCAUUUGAGGCGACGUGGAAUGCACGUAAGAGCCACACACCGCAAUGUUUCAGCACCCAUCUGGACAUAUCAGAUGAUCGGUUUACUUUUACUUUUUGGAUAUAUAUGAACUUCUUUUGGGUUUCUCAGUCUUUUAUCUGGAUUAUAUUAACCCCUUCGCCAGUACAUGUCUACUUUGAUCGAUGGCUCUUCACUUUCGACAUUUGGUUAGUGCGCCUUGCGACAUCAGUCCCAAGGGCAAUCUGGCAUCUGAUACGACGCCGGGGACCAAGAACUGCAUCCAUUAUCAUCGGGAGCGCCUGGCUAUUUCAUGUACUGCCAACCUACGCAGCAGUACUUUUCCUACUCCCCAGUCAUCUAAUGGACCUGCCUUUUGCUCUCAUUUUUAUCCCAUGGGAUAUUUACGAUAUCUUUAUUGCAAAAAAAGCAACCAAGGAAUUGUGCUAGACGUACCGACCUCCGUUAUAGAGUCUGUUAACAACAGCGAAUCAGACUGGGGCUUUGGACAAAUAUUUCCAAUGGUCUUAACAAUUCUUUUUCUUCUGAAUUGUGCUGAUGCAUACUUGGCAGGGUAAAGAAUGCACCGUACGGCCGCUGUCAAUAGCCUGGAGCUUUCCAUAACUGGGACGGUAUACAACUUCAUAGGUGAAUGUUGCCUAUUGUCAGGGUCCGGGGAUGAAGGUGUGCAGUAUUGGAAAGAGUGGUUGUUCAAAUAUGCACUCCAGGAGUCCCCAAUCUACCACGCCAAGAAGCAUGCCUGGAAGCACAUUCAUGUUGCAGAAACAAUUGAUUUUGGCCUUGGGAGCUAGAAUGCCAUAUGGUUUUCACGUAGAAGUAAACAUCUCUGGCUUAGCAAGAUACAUAAGUCAUGUGGCUGGAAGCUUGCUUAGGCGCCC
This is a messenger RNA of Fusarium verticillioides 7600, 1487 nucleotides long. RefSeq lists its product as hypothetical. Bases 64 to 1038 code for a protein of 324 amino acids. The transcript is spliced from 3 exons. NCBI's taxonomy places the organism in Eukaryota, Fungi, Ascomycota, Sordariomycetes, Hypocreales, Nectriaceae. The record is from RefSeq and is a predicted model, not a curated record.